CUGCGACCGACAAUAACUUUUUUUGUAACCGACAAUAUCCACCAGCUGGACUGUACCUGUGUAGUGCCCUAAAUUAAAAUCGGCGUGAUUGCGUCACUAUGGAAACAACAAACAAAGUUAUUAAACUUUAUUGACAACCUAUUUAAUAUCAUAUGAAAGAAAGUAAGAUAAAGAAUAUAGCAGCAAAAAUCAUAUGACAUCCUUAUAUUUUGGCUCUACUUCAUCUCACUUUUGAUCCUUGUUACUGUGUACGCCACGGCAUCGGGAGCAUCGGUGUAACAUACGGGGAUUAAAUUAGUUUUCUCUCAGCGAACUGGUGCCUUAACUUGAAACUCUUUCCACCCUUAAAUUUAGAAAUGAGCAACAUCAACUACAAUGCACUGAAUCAAUCAAUACAGCGCCAUGACAGCAGUUACUAUCAGCCUAUAAUUCUACCAGAUCCACUUGAGCGUUACGGCUCUGCUCAUCUUGACCAAGAUAUUUUUGGAAUUUCAGUUUCUAGGUCAACCAAAGAUCAGCAAAUGGCUUUUGUAAGAAAAGUUAUAUUAAUAACCGCAAGUCAGCUCUUAUCUAUAUCGUGUAUGACGUUUUUUAUUGUUAAAGUCUAUCCAUUGUUUCAGUGGCUUAAAGAUAGUGUGUAUGUUUGGUGGAUACCUCUUUUACCUGCCGCUAUAGUUGCGGCAAUCAUGUUAUGGCAACUCUGGACGCAGUAUUUUCAGUUAUCACCGAGGAGUAGAACUGUGAUGUUAUCCAUCUAUAGCGUGUCGAUGUCUAUUGCAGCUUCACAUAUGAUAUCAAAGUUAAUUUACAAGGAAGGUAUUCUAGUGGUCAUGAUGUCUACAUUUGGUCUCUUUUGUUUACUCUUUUAUACUUUGCAAAAGAAGUUUCCCUUCUCUGGAGCAUUUCCAUUUGUCUGUAGUCUAGGUUCUAUCUGCCUAAGUUCUCUAUGGUUUAGACAUCUAUAUGAGAUGGACCCGUUAGAAAUUAUAUUCCCAAUCGCAGUUUCCAGUUUGACAUGCAUCUAUGUGAUACUCGAACUUUAUUUUAUUAUGAAGAAUGUUAUGUCUGAAGAUUAUAUCCUUGCCAACAUAUAUCUCUUUGUUGAUUUUGUAUAUCCAAUUCGAUUUAUACACCACUUUUGUGAAUUGACAGACAACAUGAAUGUAUUCCCAGAAAUCCUAUACCCAGGAGAUGUUUAAUAGAUUAUUUAUAUUUAAUUAAAGUGGAAGCGAUGGUUGCCUAUGAAACCCUUUCUAAUUUAGGCUAAACCACUGGUCAUGACAAUCAGAAAAAAAAAACUCAUGUCGACAAGCCCGGAAGUUCCGUUUUGGAGAGAGAAAAGAAAAUGUUCUCGAAAAAGCUUAAUUUA
This is a messenger RNA of Rhizopus microsporus ATCC 52813, 1369 nucleotides long. RefSeq lists its product as uncharacterized. The transcript has 5 exons. The coding region runs from base 357 to 1199 and encodes 280 amino acids. NCBI's taxonomy places the organism in Eukaryota, Fungi, Mucoromycota, Mucoromycetes, Mucorales, Rhizopodaceae. The record is from RefSeq and is a predicted model, not a curated record. Gene Ontology annotation, cellular component: membrane.